CAGGUGGGCCGGCCAGAAACUUCACACAUUUAACAAAGUGUCCACUUCAUAACCACAAGGUCCAGCCAUAGGUACCUACCCAAAAACACCAAGUAAAAUAAACAAGGCCGAACACAACAAGAUGCCGGCGGACAUAGUGACCACGGAGCAGCUGCGCUACCAGCUCGCCUUCAGCCACGCCAUGGAGCGGACCACGCGGCACUGGGCGGAGACCUUCUGCUGGUAUCCGCGGAUGCAGAGCUGCCACUACCAGCGGAUCGACCAGAUCUACCUGGAGAGUCGCCAGCGGUACGGCGACGGGCACUUUCUCCCAUACGCGCGGCGGAGGCGCCUGCUUAGGAAGCACAUGGUGACCGCCCAGGAGGUGGCCGAAAGUCUGGAGCAGCGCAGGUCUCUGGAGCACGAAGGCAUUCGGGACAUCCAGGUGGCGGCCACCGAAAACGGAGAGUAUGGCCGAUUGAAGCCCUCGGGCCUGUACUUCUGCUAGGACUUGCCUCAAACAAAACCCGAUCCUCGCCAGAACCGUCACAAUUAAACUAUCAUCCUCUGCUGACAAUGCAACUCUCAAUGGCCGUCACUCAUUACGCGAUUUUUGCAUGACCGUGCGCAUAAUUAACAAGGUGAAAAUGUCAGUCCGACCUGUAACCGGUUGCUCCCAACCGCCACCUUAGCCCCCGUAGCGAGUGCCCACUGUACCCUCGCCUACUUAAACGCAACUCAAAAAGUUCGCACAGGUAAUUAAGUGAUCGCGUCUGUCCACUCGAUGAGAUGACUCGCCUCGUUUGUUCGGCUUGGAAACUUUUUUUAUGACGCCCAUAAAAUGGGAAAUAUUCCGCAAGUGCAUGAUAUGGCACACUAUUCACAUUCGCAGGUGCAUUGAAUACAUUAUUGAUACCACGCGAUCUUUAAACAAAUCCGAGACCAAUAAGAUUGCGAAGGGAAAGCCAUUUAAUUUUUGGUUUACUUAACCCAAUUUUGAUAGAUUUACAUGUACAUGAAUAAAUUA
Molecule: messenger RNA, 1006 nt
Organism: Drosophila gunungcola (fruit fly)
Lineage: Eukaryota; Metazoa; Arthropoda; Insecta; Diptera; Drosophilidae
Exons: 1
Coding region: 122-487 (121 amino acids)
Source: RefSeq, a predicted model, not a curated record